Lymnaea stagnalis (great pond snail) is the source of this 8652-nucleotide messenger RNA. The record is from the annotation of a GenBank genome assembly. NCBI's taxonomy places the organism in Eukaryota, Metazoa, Mollusca, Gastropoda, Lymnaeidae.
CCGUAAUUGCUAAGAAAAAUCGGUAUGGGGGGUAGGGGGGUUGUCUUUGGUGAGUUCCUCAACUUUUAUUUCAGAAUGUUUUGACCUCUUCUAUCACCCAAAAUGAUAUAAAUUGAAUCGUUAAAACAAAUGUUUGUUUUUUUGUUUGGAAUAGAGAUUUGACCAGUAGCCAAUGAAAACGCUCCAAUAUAAACAAUAUGGCGUCGUAGCAACCUCAGUAAACAGCUGAAACGAGCAGGGGUUGAACAUUUAAAAAUGGAUCAAACGAAACGACCACUGCGAGUUCCACCAGAAUUUGCAACGUAUGCAGAGAAACAUGGAAUUUUUGACAUGUAUAAGGUAUAGGGGUACUUAAAAUUAUUCUUUUUAAAUUUAGAUAGAAAAGCUUGAGCUAAUUUAUUAGACUUCAAAAAUUUGAAAAAUGUAUUUGAAUUAUUAUAUGUAUUGUAUGUUAAUGUAUACUAAUUACUAAUUAUUACUGUAAUAAUACUAAAAUGAUUGUAUAGGCAGUAUCGGGUAUGAGUAGGCAGUAAAAGUAUCACUAUAAUCAUAGUAUAAUGUAAGUCUCACAUUUAAUUAUUACUGUAACUGUAAUAAUACUAAACUGAUUGUAUUAGGCAGUAUCUGGUAUGAGUAGGCAGUAAUAGUAAUAGUAUCAGUAUAAUCAUAGUAUAAUGUAAGUGUUACAUGUAACCAUUCACGCGACGGUAGACUUACAUGUACGCUAGUUUGUAAUUGUAGUAGUUAGUGUUUUAAUAAUUACUAUUCUUGAAUCUCAGACUAGGGGCCGCCAAAGUCAUUUUGAAAGGAAAAAAUGGGAUUUCAGCUUCCUGUUGAGUGUUGACACACAUUAAAAUAAAUUUAUUGCAGUUAUAAUUUUCAAACAUGUGUUGUCCAGUGUUGUCAUGUGCAAAAAUACUUCUUUACUAAAUUCAGCUAAGAACCGUACAAGAUAUUGUACGGCCGUACAAAUAGAAAAAAUUAAAAUCUGUACAAACAAAAGUAUAGACAGAUAUAUAUAGGCUAGAAUAAGGUUGUCAUGUAGCAAUAAAUAAAGAGAAACUAGAGGAAAGUGUAGAUGCAGAUAAAGUCUAUUUUCACUUAACUAAGAUGUGUUCAGUGGUGAGCCUAAGUCUAAGGGGGUAUGAAAGGGAAAACUCUUAGGGGUUGUACUUUUGAGCUUUAUAGUUGACUUAUAAAUGAUGUUUGCAUUAUGUAUGUGCAUGUGGGGGGGGGGCACUUUUAAAAGUCAAGGUGGAUAUAUAAUUAUUACAUUUAAAUUUAUUUCCAGAGAAUGAUAGAACAGCUUGUUAUUGCGACACCAGAUGAUCCUAUCAGCUUUCUUAUUAACUUACUAAAGAAAGAAAAUGAUGAUGGUAUGUUAUAUUUAUACAAUAAUUUUAUAAGUUAAAAUAUUUGUUGGCGUGCUUCUUGUGAAGGAUAAAAUCCCUAGAAAAAUAUACAGAACAAAGAACAAAUAUAAGAAGGAAAUAAAUUACCUCUUAAAAAUAUUUUGAAUAUCAAUUACCCAAUACAAUUGUUUAUGGUUAAAUUUAAUUACAUCACAUGAAUUGGAUUAUUUCCUUUAAAUUUGAUUACUUGACCACCAGAUGUGUUGAUUUUAAAGUGACAUAUGUUUAAGCAAAAUCAAUCAUAUCCUGAAAAAGUAAUGUUUACAAAAAGCCCACGUUUUAUAAACAGAAUGUAAAACAACAUAUAAAUAUUUCAGUCCCUCAGAUUUGCGUCAUAGGACCACCAUGUGCAGGGAAACGGUCCAUAUCCAAGUUGGUCAGCAACAAACUACAUUGUAUACAUCUGACCCCAAAACAUUUGUUGGAAGAUGCUGAUCCUACUAUCAAGAAAAAGCUUCUGAAAAUAUUUACCACCAGCAGAGAAGUAAGAAGACUGAUUUCCUUUUUUUGUAAUAUGAUAACUGACUUUGACUUUGAAGUUAAACCAAAGUCAUAUUGGGUGCUUGGAAUUGAAAUUUAAACAUUAUUUUUAUUUCAAUUUUAAUGAUUAAUAAACUGGUAAUACUGUUUUGUUUAUGAUUGUUUUAGCAAGGAAUCUUGACCUUAUGGGAGCAAUUGCCACACAUCCCCCCAUCUUUACUUGUCAAGAUCCUGACAGAAAGAAUCCAGCUUCCUGACUGCAUGAAGAAAGGAUGGAUUCUAGAGGGUUUCCCUCGUACGAGAGAACAAGCACUAGCCAUGCAGGAGAGUGGCAUCUUCCCUAAGCACUGCAGUAAUGUGUUUUUCACCUUCAAAACAAAAUAACAAUGAAAGCGUAUUAUGCAUUACCUGGACAUAUGUAGGAUGGAGCAAGAGAGGCACAUGUUUGACAUAAUUUAAUAGGAUCGAUUCACUUUUUGUUCCAUUCUCCGCCACUCAUCCUCCUACACUCUCUUGCAAUAGUUUCCCCUAGUCAUUUGUACCAUUAGCAAAUGAUAUGCUUACAAGACAAAUAAUUAUGUUACAAUAAAAGUAGAACUAAUACCUAGUCUUGCUUAUUAAAAAAUGAAUAUUUUAUCAAGAAUGCAAAAAUGCUUGGUUUGUCUUAUGCUAAAUAAUCUUUUGUUGUAAUUGGCUAUAGACAUAUAUUUAAAGACAAUUUUAUAUUAAUUGUUGAAUAUAGUUCUAAUUGUAACAAGUGAAAUAAAGUGUGUUUUGUUUAAUUAUUCACAGAAAACAUGAGAAGAGUAUUCAGCUUUGAAUCUUCUUUUUUCAAAUAUAUUUCAGUUGUUUUGGAAGCCCCAGAUACAGUCCUUGUUGAGAGAGCUGCUGGAAAAAGAAUAGACAAGAAAACAGGAGGUAAAACAAUUCACCACAGGAAAUUUAACUAUACAUUUCGUCCCCCUAAAAAUAACAAUGUUCUAAGUCGAUUUUUUGAAGAAAAAAAGAGUUAUUGCCUUUGUGCAAAAGUAAAUCAACCCCUCUAUCAUGGUACAAAAAAUGGAACCUUUAUAAUGAGCCAAUUUUGCAGGAAAUACAAAAUAACAAGGUUCUAACUCGAGGUUGGCCUUUCAUUUGAGAAUAACAAAGUUCUAAUGUAUAUUUUUAGUUUUAACAAGAUACUAUUUAGGGUGAACCAAUAAAAAUUCAGCUUGUAAAAUGAGUUUGGUAUCUUUAGCAAAUCAUAAGGCUUGUUAUGUGCCAUAUCUUCAAUGGUCACGAAUUGUUUACAUUCAAAAUGCCGGACGCCUCACUAGAAAAUAGUUGUUCAAGCUCUUCGUCAAGCGAAUAUGAUGAUAGAAGUGACUACUAUUAUCCAUUACCAUGUGAAGUGUUUUCACCUCUAAGUCUAAUAAGAGUCCUUAAAACUGAAAACAGGAGAAAACCUUAUACAAUCAUACAGAUGAAGCAAUGAGGCCAAAUGACGUCAAAGAUUUUAAAACAUGUACUGAACUGAUAAGUUUCUUUCAAUCCAAGAGUUUAAAAUAUUCUAAAGUAUGUGUUAUCAAAUUUACAAAUGAGCCAUUGGCUGGUUGUAGAUUUAGCCAUAAGGACACAGCAUUUGAGAGCAUCAAUAUAAGAAAAACUAAAAGCAACAGAAGUUGAGUACCAAUUAAAUCAAUCCAAGUAUGUUUGCCUCAACCAAAGAUAGCAAUGUCAUCUAACAAACUGCCUGAAGCUAACAAAACAGAUUUUAGAGACAUGCUUAAGUUCAUGCCUGAUUUAGACAGGCAAUACUAUAGCAUAAAAACACUAUAACAUCAUUAUGUAACUUGUUGUAGUAAGGUAGCUGUUUUUUAAUGGUAAUAAUGCAGAAACUUCAAGGUUGUGUGUAAACCAUGUUAUUCUUAUUGUCUAAUGAAUGUUCAUGUUUGUAAUAAUAAAUUAAUACAAAGAAACUAUAUACAAAGAAAUAUUUUCCGUCUUUAUUUUCAAUAUAUUUGUUAAAUGAUUUUGUCUUGUUAGUAUAAUUUAUGAUUUAAAUAAUGAAUAUGUAUUUAUUCUUGAAAGGAACUGCUUAAAUUAUAGUGUUAAAUAAAUAGAACCUUGUUAUUCUAAAGUGAAAUAGCAUGUUCAGAAUUACAAAGUUCUAUCGAAAAUUUCAAAAAUUCAUAUAAAAUCAAAAUCAAUACCUAGAACCUUCAUUUUAAUGUUCAAACCUUUUUUGAUAAUAUAAACAUAAAUCAACAACAACAUCUAUAAAAACGUUUUAAGUUUAUCCAUACCAAACAUCAAAUUUUCAAACGUGAAUAGCUCAGUUUGACCAAAAGGUCACAUAGAACAUUGUUAUUCUAGGGGGACGAUUUGUGCUCAUUUGUGUGAGAUUCAUAUCUGAUGUCCUGAAACUUUCUGAAUAUCCUCUGUAAGUUUUCAAUGACCUCAGCCAACCUGCUGACUAUCAGAUUGCUGUAAUUCUCUGCUAUGGUCUGGUGGUCCUGUCUGUGUCUUAGAGUUAUGACGAACAAGCUCUUCCAGCAUUUAGGUUGAUGUGGUGGCACACUGUUUUGCUUUUAGGUGGUUAACAUGGUGGGCCACUGCUCUUUGGUUUUGUUUCUGUUUAAUGCUAUUUAUUUUUAAAAUUAACAAAAAUAAUUUCUCACACAAGCAGUUUAAUUUUUUUUAUUUAAACCUAAACAUUUUAAAACAUCCUUAGCACAUUAGUAGUUUUGGAAAGUUGAGUUUUGUGUGUAAUAAUGUUGCAAAGAUAUACACUUUAUUUAUAUUCCUAUUCUGUUUCAACCUGUGGUAGACUCAAUGUUGAUACAAUGUAUUAUCAAUUGCUAUUUCCAGAUGUGUACCACACAACAUUUGAUUGGCCUGGUAACCCUGAGGUUCAGUACAGACUCAAGGAGCCAAAGGGAUAUAAAGAGGAAGACAUGGUCAAUAAACUAGUUGUCUAUCAUAGACACAUUGAUGGAAUUCUUCGUUGUUAUGAGCAAGUUGUAAAAAAGGUCAAUGCUGACCAGCCUAAAGCUGAUGUCUACUCACAAGGUUUUUUUCUAUCUAGUUUAUUUUCAUUCAUUAAAAAUGUAUUACUGAAAUACAUAAUUAUUUUAACUUCAUUAAUUGUUUUAACCAACUUUUAAAUUAUUUGCUAUUCAUGAUCAAAAAGUAAAAAAAAAACACAGCUAAAACAAAUCAUUGAGCGUAAAGUCAAUGAUAAGUCUUAGUCAAAUUUUGACAUCAUUAAGCUUUCAAGACAAAGCUCAAGAGCUUGUGAACCGACCCACUGACUAUGUCUGUGUGUGGAUCGAACUUGGCUGAGACAUUAAAUAAUUUUGUAGCUGUUGGUUGGUAGGGUAUUGCCUUAAUUUCAAUCAUCACAUAAAAUUAGCAACCAAAAAAGUCCAAUUAUAAUAGUACAUCCUCAUUUGCAGUAUUGGAAGUAAAUAUUUAAAAAUGAUGUUAUAUUAAUUUUAGUAUAAAAAAACAAGGCUGCAUUUUGGUCUUGGAUAUGUCAAAUUUAUGCAUUUUUUUAUUAAUGAUAUCUGUUAAGAAAACUUCAAUUUGUUUCAAGUUUCAAUCUUUAUUAGGCCUCCUCAAAUUUUUAAAUAUUUUUUCAAAUUUUCAGCCCUCUCAUUCUUAUGUAGUCAGCCAAGAUCAAGUGCUCCACAUACUCCAAGAGUGAUUUUGAUUGGUUCAUUAGGAAGUGGAAGAGGAGUGCAAGCGGCCCUAUUGGCUAAUAAGUAUAAUCUUGUUAAAGGUGAGUAGCUUUCUUAGUUUUAUUUACUAACCAAACUAAUUGAUUAACAAUUUAUUUCAUUACAAAUAAUAGUUUACUGCAAUGUAGCAUUUUUAUAAAUUAUAUAUAUAUAUUAUUUGUAUUUAUACACACACACACACCCCACCCAACUCACCAUUAAAGGGGUCAUGAUCCUAAAAGAAAUAACAGGGAUGUAAGUAAGAUUAAUUGUUUUAAAGGAAUGUCAUUUGAGCAAGCUGUCCAUGUACCCAUAAUGCCAAAAUUAUUGAUGAACUGUUAUUUCUAUGUUUGGUAAUUUAUUUUAUUUUCACAGUAUCAUGCGGCCAGCUGAUUAGACAAGCAAUAGCUCAAGAAACAAAAUCUGGUUUGGCUGCCAAGCCUUAUGUUGAAAAGCAGAUUCAGUGUAAGAAUUUGUUUGGAGAGAAAGUGAAUAAAUAGAAAGUAAUAUGAUUCUACUUGUAUGUGUUGAUUAUGUCUAAACUCUAGCACCAGAAUGAUUGAAAUCAAAAUUAAAAGUAAUUCUAUUCUCUUGUAUUUAUUGAAUCUGUCUAAAUUCUUGUGACAGAUGGAUUUGAAUAAAUAUUUCAUAUACAUUUUUUUUCCCCUUACAGUGCCUGACAGCAUUGUUCUUGACAUCUUGAAAGACAGAUUGUGUCGACUCGAUUGUGUCACAAGGGGAUGGGUCUUAUAUGGAUAUCCCCAUACUCGAGAACAGGCUGAACAGCUUGAUAAAGCUGGCUUUAGGCCAAACAGGUAACUAAUCACUACUGGCUUUAGGCAUUAAUAAGAUAAUAGUCACAACUAAAUUUAUUUCAAUACGUUUUCAUUGAACACAGUUGUAUUUUAUUGUUUAUUUUAUCACUUAUUUCAAAUUUCAGUACUUUUAGCUGUUGUUUCUUCUAAGGAUAAUCACCAAAUACCUUAAUAUAUUUCAUCUACAUUCAAAAGGGUAAUAUUUGUUUGUCUGGUGGUCUUACUAUAGCUUUCAUUUUAGGUUUGGUUGCUCUCGAGCUGAAGGUAGAUGAUGUGGGUUGUACUUUUGUCGGAUCAAACCAUGUCUUGAUAGUUGUUUUAACGAUUGAUUUAUUAACAUAUUUUGUCCUCUGUUCCUCAGGGUAUUUAUCUUAGAUGUCCCUAGUGAUUCUGUUAUUGAGCGGCUGACCUUGAGAGCUAUUGAUCCAAUCACAGGAGAGAAAUAUCAUUUGCUGUACAACCCACCAAUCAGUCAGGAAGUAAGUUCAUUGUAACAUACAAAAUGUGCAAAAGAAAUCUAAUAAGCUCACAAGCUGGAGCUUAGUUGAAAUGCUAAAGAUAAAAUUUCAACUAAAGAAAUUCUCUAGAAUGACAAUAAUUUAUUUGCCACCCAGAGCAUUCUCUAUCUCUGGCUUCCCCAUAAAUAAUUUUAAAAUAAAUUAUUCAACUAGCAUUGAUUUCAGUUCUCUUUAUGGUGUCUAAAUUCUAUGCAGGAUUAUAUCAACCAUGAAUGCCAUUGAGCAGAUUUACUAUUCAUUUUUGUAUUUUAAUUUUUUUAAUAUUUAAAUUUGUGGAAAGAAACACAUGUUGUACAUGCAUCCUUCAUAUUAAUUAUACUUCAAAUAGAAAUGCUAAAAAUAAAAUGAUACAUUUUAAAAAUUAUGCAGCAUAAAAAUAUGAUACAAUGUCAAGAUUUGCCUCACAUGUCUUAUUGUUUAGCCUAUCAUAAAAAAAAUUGCGUAUGCCUUCCUCAAGAGGAUUUGAACACAUAAACUUAAAGGAAUACCUUAACAAUUGAAAAAAAAAAGCAUUUUAUUUCACAAAUAUUGAUUAUGAUUUUGACAAAUAUAUUGUAUAAAUUUUUUAAAGGUUAAAGACAGAUUGUGGAAAAAUGAGAAAGACAGUGAAGAGAAUGUCUCCAAACAAUUGUCAAGAUUUUAUUCUUACACUGAAGAGUUGCUGGAUUAUUACACAGACUGCCAACAUGUCAAUGCUGACCAGGAUCCUCACACUGUGUUUGAGUGCCUAGAGAGCAUGAUUUGUAAGCCUCUGCCUAAAAAUUUCAACUAAACCAAUUAAAACAAGCCACUUCCUAUUAGAGACAACUUGAAGUUAAAAUCAUAUCGAGGACACCAGGAGUUACAAAUAAAAGUAGAUUUACCAUUGCUUGAGAUUGUUUUAAUUUUGAAGAUGACCUAAAAAUUUUAAAGAUAACAUAAUUUUUAAACACAUUUUUAAAAUUAUUAUUAAGCUGUCUUUAAAUAUUCAUAUUCUCAAAUAGAUGGAUAAGUAAAAAUGCCAAAGACAAAAUGGUGUGCAUUUAUCUUUAAAAAAACAUGCAAAAAAGAGACAGUUGAAUUAAUAAUAAUGUUAGUAAAAUGAAACUUUAUAUAAUAAAAUCAAAUGCUUAUCAAAAUUGUAACUAAAUAAUGCAUCAUGGGAUAUUUUCCUUUUGUAUGAUGGAAAUUUUAGGCCAAUGGUUAGCAAAAUGCUCAAUAUUCAGAUGUGAUGCUUUAUUUUAAAUAUAUGUAUUUUUGAUAUUCAAAUUGCUUCAAUUUAGAUAUGUUCAAUAAUUAUGGACCUAUAUAAUCUUAUAGUUUUAAAUUAUUUUCAUUUGGUUAUCAAAAUUUGAAAUGUUUUGCAAAAUUUUAAAUAAAAUUGAUAUUCAUUACAAACUCAGUAGAAGUUUUAACUUUUAAAGAUUAUUCUUGUUUUGUAUUGUAUUAUUUUUAAUAUUGUGUAAUUCUUGUUGUAACUAGGCUAUUUAUAAUCUACAAAACAAUUUUUUCAAAACUUUAGCUUUACUUGUAUGAUUUAACCUUCCGAAAGCAUAUGAAUAAUUAAGAAAUACAAUUUUUGUUUUGUUGAUCCUUAAUAAAAAUCCAUUAUUUUGAGGUAUCUUAACUGUAAAUAAUUUACAAUGCAAACGUUUGAAAAAUGAACUACAGAAUAAUCAUUUUUAUGUUUUAAAAAAAAAUUCAUCAACUUAUACAUUAAUUGAUAAAUAAACAUUCAUGGAAAAAU